This is a messenger RNA of Fusarium vanettenii 77-13-4, 882 nucleotides long. RefSeq lists its product as uncharacterized. The transcript has a single exon. The record is from RefSeq and is a predicted model, not a curated record. Lineage: Eukaryota; Fungi; Ascomycota; Sordariomycetes; Hypocreales; Nectriaceae. The annotation marks the transcript as partial.
GGAUCCUCUUGGUGGAUGAGCUCCUUCAUCACCAGCACCCGUGGAAAGCAGUAUCUUGCUAUAGACCACAUCUUGACUGCCCCCAAGAACGUCUGUCGAUCCUCUGUUCUGGAUCUGGACACCCUCGACUACUGGGUUGAUCUCGUCUACUGCUCUGCUAAGAGCGACAGAACGAUUAAUUCAGGCGGGCCCAUUAAUGCCGACUUUGGAACUCACGGAUUCGUAUCCACCUCGGAGGAUAGCGUCACCGAGAUGUACGCAUACGCCGACACCAACGCGUCCUUUGCCUUCAAUAUCAGCUGGCAGGCGACAUCCAAGCUUCUUCUUAACGGUGGAGCAGGCACCAUUGCUUUUGGCCCCGGCCCUACCAACGCGACUGAGUGGGGACUUCCCGCUGGCAAGACGACCGGAAGUCUCACGCUCAACGGGACAGACGUCAAGAUUGAUCCCAAGAACUCAUUCACCUGGUACGACCGUCAGAUUUCCUAUGGAGCCCCUCGAAACUGGACCUGGUUCCAGUUGCAUUUUCCCGGAUCUGAAAUCAAGGCUAGUAUCUGGGCCUGGAAGAUGCCUGACGAUACCAUCUAUCAAUUCGCAACUGUCCGCGUGGGUGACUCGCAGCUUGUCCUUGCCUAUGACCUGAUUCCCGACAUGACAAAUACGUGGACAUCCCCCAACUCAGGACUGGUUUACCCUCUCUCGUGGAGACUUGAAUUUGAGAAUGGUGAUUACAUCAAUGUCAAGUCUGUUCGGCCUGACCAGGAGAUGUAUGGGCCUGAUGACCUGGUUGACUCGGCUUACGAAGGCUUCAUCACAGCGUCUGGAAAGUUCCUUGGGCAGAAGAAGGGUUUUGGAGUUGUUGAACUCGUUACAAUCUACUAG